AUGGCGCUCACCCACGAAAUGCAAAGCUGCAAAGAUCGACGGCCAGAGUGCGCAAGAGGUUCCGUGAGCCCUGAGGCUGCCACCGCAAGCGCCGCCAGCCAGGAAGAACCGUGCUCGCCAGAGCUGGAUGUGAAAACUCUGAACGGCAAACAGAUGCGCCGGUACCAAUGCCCAUUCUGCCAGCAACCUGCGGGGCAAGCGUUUAUUCAGAAAAGGUCGACGAACGAAUCCAAAUCAAGCACAAAAACAGUGCCGGACGCACAUGCCGCCGGGACAAACGGUGCACGAAAUCCGGUCGACGACGCCAGGACCGCAGGUUUGUGGCAGUUGAAGAUUUCUGGAGGGAAACAGUUGGCCGUGGCGCAGAAGCGCGGGCUGUUCUCGGGGAAUCCACUGCAUGUGAUCGACGAGGCCGUGGAGACCGCAUCCACUGCGGCCAACACGGCAGCUUCAAUCGCCAGAAUGUUCAUGGCAACGAAAUUGGUGGAGGCAAAACGCUUCACCCCUGAACUGAGCAAAGAAGCUCAGACCAAGCUAAAAGCCUUCCAGUCCGACUUGGAGACUCACACCAAGAGGUUAAAUGAGCUCAAAAAGGCGACUGCAGAGCGGAAAAAGGCAGUGACUGUCAGAGAGGCUGAGCAUGAAGUGAAGAAGGCAGAGGAGCUCGGCAAGGCCGUGGCAGAGGCAGCCAAGGCGCUGAUGGACGACGAGAAAUUGACACAGCUCAGCUCUGAGGCAGCCUCCGAUGGUGUCUUUGGGAGUCACCAGGAGAUUCGGGCUGCAUCGGAAGCGACCAUCAAGGCCGAACAGGCUGCCAGCAAUCAUCUCACCGAGACCAGGAAGUACAUCACCGCCAGGCAGAUUGAAGCGAAAGGUCGAGAAGCCUCUUCUGAACUCAGCAGUGAACUCAUCAAGUACGAGGCCCGACUGCGCGUUGCAGGGGGCCACAGCUCGCCGGGGCCAUUGGGCGAUGUUACGGGGCCAGAUCCCGAUUGCAAGUACAAAAAAGUAUCCGCUUCGGUGGACUCUCGCUUGAAAGCCAAGAAGAGCGUGGAGGAUUGCAACUCCAAGGUCAAAGCGGUUGAGCAGAAGUUCGAGAAACUCACUGAGCUGGCUGAUGCCAUCGACCAUCCCAAGGAAGAUACUGAAGCCAAGGAUGAGGCCAAGGAUGGUGAGGCCAAGGAUGAGGCCAAGGAUGGUGAGGGCAAGGAUGGUGAGGCUAAGGAUGGUGAGACCAAGGACGGUGAGACCAAGGAUGGUGAGGGUGCAAACAACAACCGCAAGUUGACCAGUAAAGAGAAGGUCCAGAAAGCCCUAAAGGAGGCCGAGGCAGCUGCGGCAGAAGUGCAGGCAGCCAUCAAAUCGGCGGCGCGAUUCAUCGACAUGCAGAUCAAGGUCACACCGGCAGCGGCCAAGGAAGUGGAAAAGCUGAAGCCUCGCCUGGACGAGCUGCAAGAAACCUUGGAUAAGACCGUGUCGGGCAUGCGUGAGCGUUCCGAGAAGGUGUUGGUGGACAGCAUCGUGAAGGACUCUGCCAGCCGCGUCAAUGACGUGGAUGAGGCCAUCAAAAAGAUGCAAAAGGCUGAGGAGCCCUUCAAUGGCGACAUUGAACCAGAGAAGGUCUCUGAGAACCUUUCCAACUUGGAAUUGGCCACCCAGGCGGCCACUCAGGCCUUGAGUGGCGCCAAAACCUUCGUGGGCGUGAAAAAAUUGGCUUGCAAACGUCUGGCGGAAGGCUCUAAAAAAUCUGCGGAGGAGCAGCUCAGUAGCGUCGUUGCAAGAUUGGAUGAACUCGCAAAAACUCUUGCAGCAAGCAAGAAAGCCAUGCAAGAAAGGAAGCAGGACCUGGUGAAGAAAGAAGUGGAAGGAAAGGUCUUGGAGGCAGAGAAGAAGUUGCAAGCUUCGGAGGAGGCGAUGAAAGCCUUGGCGGAAUUUGAUACGCCUGCGCCUACGGAAGGUGAGGAAUCGAAGGCGGAAGGAGCCGAAGGAGCCGAAGGAGCCGAAGGAGCCGAAGGAGCCGAAGGAACGAAGGUGCCAGUGGCACCAGCUGUGUUGAGGCCGGAUGAGAUGAAAUCUGCGUGCGAAAAGGCGGGUAACGCGCAGAUGGAGGCGCGACAGGUGGUCGUAGCGGCGCAGAAGUUGUUGCUGUCCAGGCAGAAGGAUGCCAAGAACGGAAGUGGCUCUCCAAGUGUCUUGGAGGAGAUCAAUCGACAGCUGGAGCAGUUGUCCAAGUUUCUGGCCUCGCUGGACAAACACCGCGCUGCGGUCAAAGAGCAGGAGCACAAGUUUGUGGCUCAGCGGCUGCUGAAAGACGGUUCCGACCAGAUUGCCCAACUGGAGAAGAUGUUUGAAGCGACUACUGAGAGAGCUGCGCUCUUGACAGAGGACGGUGGAAUGAGCGGCGUUGUCUUCCUGUCUCACGCGGUGGACUGCUUGAAAGGCAUGAUGAAGAAAUCCUCAAAGACUCCAAAGGAGCUCUUUGCGGAGCUGAGCGGCGGCAAAGAGGAGAUGCCGGAGGCUGCCUUCUUGGCCACGCUGAAGUCCUUGGAGGAGACUGCUCCAGAUGAGAUGACGCUCUCGGAGGAGCAGAUCCAGUUGGCCUUCAAGCGCUUGAGUGGUGGCAAGGAGGGCGUCUCGGAAUCCACCUUCCUGGACGAGUUCCGAAUCCGCUACUUCUGCACCACUACGGUGACCAUGACGGACGGCCUCGUCAUCAAGGGGGGCAAAACGGUUCGGAAGGUCGAUGUGAACGAAAUCCUGGAAGGAUUAGAAGAGCAAAUCAAGGAGGAGAAUUUGGGACUGAUGAGAGUGAAGGUGAAGGCCGAGAAGGAUGGCAAAGAAGGAUAUGUGACAGUUGCUGGGAACCAGGGCACUGUGUUUCUAGAGAACUACACAGCUUAUGCCGCCUUCCAAAAGAGCCUCGAGUCGGACCUGAAGAUGCUACAGGAGGCUACCAAGGAGGCGACGAAAUACAUCGACGCCAAGGUGGAAGAACUGCGGCAAGUUCGCGUGGGUCCGCUGUUUGAGACCAAGAGUGAUUUGGCAAAGAUGAAGCCCCGGGUGUUGAAGGUGCAGCAGGGUUAUUCGGACCUGAAGAAGAAAGUCACGCAGGCAGAGAUGAAGCUGAACGCUGCCAUGGAAGACGAGAAGAAGCGAAGGCUUGAAGCCGCUGACAGAAAAGCAGCUGCAGAUUUGGUGGAGGACGUGGUGAAGAUGGCUGGCGUGGAAGAGGAGAAACUCUCCAAGGUCUACCCCCAAGGGGAGCAGUUGCUCCAAAACCUGGGAGGUGAUGAAAAUCCUCUUGCUGCCAUCGAGAGCCUCCAAAAAGAUCUGGCCUCGUCCCAGGAGUCUCUGAGUUUGACCACUGGGAAGAUUCGGGAGAAGAUGGAGAGCAUCAAAGGUCAGACGGGCAAGGGCCCCUUGAGCGAAGCGAGAAAUAGUUUGGUGAAACUCAAGGUCAAGGUGGGGGCCAUGGAGAACCGCUGCAAGAAGCUGUCGCAGCAGUUGCGCAGUGCCAGGGCAGACAUGUCGCUCCAGGCAGAAGAAGCCUUACUGAAGACCUUGAGGAUCUUUGCCAGAAAAGAGGGCUUGAAAGCAGAUGAGCUUUUCAAGAAGCUGAGCAAAGGGGAAUCAGCCAUUAAGCCCGAACACCUGAGAGAGCUCGUGGAAAAAAUCCCUGACGCCCAACUGAAGGCCCCACAGCUGGACCUGGCCUUGGACCGCUUUUCGGCGGGGCUCUCGAAGUUGGCCGUCUUAGAACUGGCGCAGGAGUUUCAGAAGUGCGUCAAAGAGGUCGCACUGACGACGUCCUUAGAAGUGAAAGAUGGAAAGACGGUGAGAAAACUGCUCAAGGGCGAGGUGCUGGAGGUGCUGGAGGUAGGUCGGGUGGACACUGCCACCGGGUUGUCCAGACUCCAGUGUCGUGCCAUCAUCGAUCAGAAGGAGGGCUGGGUGACCUCGCAGGGCAAUGCUGGAAGCAGCUUCCUGUCAAAUUGUAGAAAACCCUACUUCUGCUUUGAUGAGGAGUCCAGCCUGACAGCGAAGUUCGAAUCCGACAGUGAAAAACUGAAGGAUCUGCAACCUGGCAAUGUCUUGGAAUUGCUGGAAGGACCUCGCAAGGAGGAGCCACCUGAGGUCCUGCGAAUGCGCGGGAAGACCAGCAAGGAUGGUAAAAAUGGCUGGGUAACCUUCAGAGAAGCGUCGGGACAGGAGUGCUUUAAAUUGGCCAAACUUCUGGUGUGCAAGCAAAGCAUUGCCCUCACAACCUCCUUCGACAUCACCGCGGGCAAGGCGUUGAGAAAGUUGGAUGUGGGAGAGGCUUUAGACCUCCUUGAGGGCCCCAAUGAGGACUCCGCCAGAAGUCUCAGCCGUGUGAAGGUGCUGGCCAAGAAAGAUGGCAAGGAGGGCUGGGUGACGGUCAAAGGGAAUCAGGGUACCUCCUACACAGAGGAGUCUGAUAAGCACUACGUUUGCAUUCGAAGCGUUUCGCUCGAAAGUAAAUUUCCAUCAGGCAGCACUGAAGUCAGACGGAUAGAGGAAGAGGAGGUCUUUGAGGUGCUUGGGCUGUUAUUUGUCGAGACAGCCAUGGGCUUGGAGUUGUGGAAUUCGUCGGCAUUGGAUGCCACCAUGGAGAUGCGUGAAACCAGGGCCGCUUUGCUGAAGCUUUUGCUCAAAGUUAGCUUAAGAAAUGAGGAAGACAUGUCCGGGGCGGCAGCAGGGCAACAGCAUCUCUUCCUCAACAGUGAUCUCGAGAUGCUAUCAGAUCCACAAGACACGGAGUCAACACACGUGAACCUCAACUUUUGUGGGCCAUGCAGAUCGAUUCCAAAGGUCCCCAUAGAGCGGCUCGUACGCGAGGAGGGAUUGUAUCGGCCGAUGCCUUUGAUUUUGCUCGCACUGCUUGGUGCACUGCUGAAUGUUGCAUGUGCUAACCUUCGGUGGAUCACCAGCCCAGUCAUCCGCUGGGUGGUGCCCGAAGGGCCUGUGACAGCGAUCAGCUCAUUGGACCACGACUUAAAAACGGUGUGCGAAACGCUGAUCACCGUCGCAGCAGAUGGAGAAUGGCUGGCCACGGGCGGUGGCACUCAGGCGUCCAUUUGGCGCAUGCCCAACUGUACAGUGAGCUCGUUGGAAGCCGGAUGCGACGAAGAGGAGAGACCCUUGCAUCGCUUGAAUUUCACGGCAGAGGUGAGGCAACUUCAGGCCCUAGAUGAUGGUGUUUUGGUGGUCGUGGCCGGGGGCAACGUCACCCUGUGGAACUCCGACGCGUUCAACGUGUUGGGGUCGCUGCCGCAUUCCAGCAACGUUGUGGCCAUGGACGUGGAGUAUGACUGGAUCUUCACCGGAACCGAAGAUGGCAACAUCAGCAUGUGGUACUCGCCCGGCAUCUCAGAGGAACGACAGGUGCACCUUUUGCGCUGGACCUAUUCCAUCUCGUAUGCUCUUCCAGAACUGGAGUACGAGAUCACGGCCUUGUCCUUAUGCGUGGGCGAACGUUUUCUAUCUGUGGGGGUCUGGGAGCCCUUGACUCUGACUGGCAGAGUACUGGUGUGGAACACAUACUUUGACAGGAUGCCCUCAGAUCUGACUCGCUCCUACGCUUUUAUCUCACGCAUCCUGUCCAUUCAAUUCGCCCCCCAAUCCUCUUAUCUGCUGACGGGUACAGAGGCUGGAAUCAUCUCAUCUUGGCGACAUGGAGAAUCCUCAGAUGUGCCUUAUGCCACAAGGACUUCAGGUUGGCCAGUGAGACUUAUCCAAUUCUCUCCGAAUGGCAACUGGCUGGUGGGUGGAGAUGGAGAGGGCCAUGCCAAGCUCUGGCUGAGCACCAGCCUUUUCCAGGGCGAUUUCCUGGCAGCCUCGAUGACCUUGGAAGGUGGAGGGAUUGCGGCGAUGUCAGCAGAUUCAGGAUUUCUUCUGAUGAGCAGAGGUUGCGAGUCGCAGAUGCAGCAGGUCUACGCAUGGCCCUUGGACCUGCGCGGCCAUGCCAUUAGCUACGGCUUCGCGGACAGUCCCAAUGGCAACCGAGAUUUGAUGCUCUCACCCAACGGGCAGUACCUGUCCUUUGGCUCCACUUGGCUCCCAAAGUUGGUUGGUUUCUGA
Cladocopium goreaui is the source of this 6099-nucleotide messenger RNA. NCBI's taxonomy places the organism in Eukaryota, Dinophyceae, Suessiales, Symbiodiniaceae. The record is from the annotation of a GenBank genome assembly.